Haliotis rubra (blacklip abalone) is the source of this 5499-nucleotide messenger RNA. RefSeq names its product 2-phosphoxylose phosphatase 1-like. Gene Ontology annotation, molecular function: phosphatase activity. The record is from RefSeq and is a predicted model, not a curated record. NCBI's taxonomy places the organism in Eukaryota, Metazoa, Mollusca, Gastropoda, Lepetellida, Haliotidae. Gene Ontology annotation, biological process: dephosphorylation; glycosaminoglycan biosynthetic process; chondroitin sulfate proteoglycan biosynthetic process. Gene Ontology annotation, cellular component: Golgi apparatus. The transcript has 4 exons. Bases 127 to 1920 code for a protein of 597 amino acids.
UGGUACCAUCUCACAUCCGGAAGAAAUAAUGUGAUGUUUUUCUUCAGAAAUAUUUGAUAUUAGGCACAUCUUCCAACCACAUUCAAGGUGUUACCAUGUGCUGAAGUGUGUCGACCAGGGCAUGUGAUGCUGGUCACCCGAUGCUGUCACUACACAGUAUCUCACACGAUGGGUCGGUGUUCGCUCCGCAGACUGGUCGUGAUCAUCGCGACCCUGUCUGUCAUGGCGACCAUCACAUUUUUCAUAUAUUCCCUCAGUCUGGAUUCCCCCAGUUUUCCAGGUGUGAAGCAAGGUCAGAUGGUGAAGUUGCGAGCUCGGCAGCGGCAGUCAGAGGAAGGCAUGACGUCCUUGAUGGAGGAACCAGAUUCAAACACUGCCAAUAAAGCACUUCUAUUCCAGCAUGCUCAAGAAAGCAAUGAUGGAGGUGUUCACGGUAUAAGAAACAAAAAUCUUGAUGUAAAAAUUUUGAACAGCAAUGUUGUGCGAGAGAAAACUCCUUCCAAGGGGAAGAAAUCCAACCUGGUGGAGAAGAUGUCGUGGCCAGACAAGAGGAAGGGAGACAAGGGGAGACAAGUUGCUAAAGUCCACAAUUCCAAGCAUAGAUCUCAGAGACUGGAUGAGUUCAUGGGGGUGACAGAUCCUCUUGUCGUGCCACGGAUAGCAGAGUAUUGUAACCAACCUGUGAGGGAAGUCCGGGGACGUGAGGGUGAAGCUCCUCCUGGCUACUCCCUCAAGUCGGUGUAUCUCAUUGUACGGCACGGAGACCGAUCCCCAAUGGGAAGCUUCAAAAACUCACCAAAUCCCGUUCUCAGCUGCCAGCAUGAUUCAUCCAAAAAAUUUGACAUCCCCAAUUUUGACAAAUUUGUCUCAACAAUGCAGUAUUACCAAACUCGUCUCCAUCCCGGAAACACCUUUCCUUUCCAUCUGUACCCUCGCUCACAAACAUGUGAUAGCUCAGAACUCACCGGACAGGGCUCCUUACAGCAUCUGCUAACUGGCUGGCACCUUCAUGAGCGAUAUGUCCAAAAAUGGCGGCUGUUCUCAGAACCCUUCAGCCCAAGCCAGGUGUAUGUAAAAAGCACUGGCUAUAGUCGAACAUACCAAAGCGCAAUAGCUCUUCUCUACACAUUCCUCCCUGCUUUAAAUUUGACUGAUUUGAACAUCUUUCGGUCUGAUAAUUUGUUUUUCUGUUCAGAGAAAUCGUUUGGACAUUCCUGUUCAUGUCCUGUGCUGAGACAAUACAAGAAAAUGAGUGACGGAGAGGCGGGAGCGUAUGAUAGGAAUAACACAGAUUUAAAACGGGUUCGACAAUAUAUCGCUAAUGUUUAUAAUAUAAAGAGACAGGAGUUGCCAUGGCUAUGGUCAAUGAUAGACACCCUCAUGGCAUAUGCUUGUCAUAAGAUUCCUCUCCCUUGCAACAAGAAUAAUGACUGCAUAGAACCCUCGUAUCUAGCAGAGUUGUGGCAUCAGCUUGAUUUGCAUGGUGCCAAACUAGAUGAAUUAAAUUCAUAUCAAAAGUAUGCUCGUCUGGGUAUUCAUCCAUUGCUGUAUGAGAUUAAACAACAUAUGGUUCUCACCACAAAGAAGAAGGCAAAGGUCAAGUUUGUUCUCUACUCUGGCCACGACACAACGGUCAGUCCUUUGGCCACUGCCUUAGGAAUUGGACAUGGGCGAUGGCCAAAGUAUGCAACGAGAAUCGCAUUUGAGUUGUAUUCAAGAGAAGAGCCGAAAAAACACCACUUUCUGCGUAUUUUGAUAAACGGUGAAGAUGUUACGGCCAAGGUCAGCUUCUGCAAGGGCCAGGCAAAGAGUGGAUUCUGUAAAUUGAAAUAUUUUGUUGAGUUUGUUCAGAAGGAGAAUUUAUCCUUAUUCAACGGUAAAACAUAUCCUCAGGCCUGUGAGCCGACGACAACAAAUUAAGCUGUUUAAAAGUAGAUCAUAUGGCAGUUUCCAGAUGUCUAUUAGUGCUGUGAAUUAAUCAUUAUAUUCACCGACAUUGAAAAGACAUUUUGUUCUUGCUAUACAGGCGAUGUAUUUUGUUAAUCAAGAAUUACUGUGAUUGUUUUUGAAGUGAUUGCAAGGAAAUCUGUCCUGGGUGAUAACACCCGCUAUUCUUAUGAGCUUUAGCAUUUCAUGCUUAUAUCAUGUGGGUGUUUUGUUGUCAGUAAGACUCUUUUGAAAACUCUGAAACCACACUGUCCAUGAUGCUGAAAUACUGAUCCGAGCAGAGAUGUUUAAAAGAGCUCAGUGAGACUUCAAUUUGCCCUUCAAUUUGCCUCAUUACUUUCAGCAUGCAUUGUUUUAUGUGGACAUAAUUUAAGACCAGGCAUUACAUUUUAUAUGAAUAUUUAUUAUUCUACAUAUAAGGUGAACUUUUACCUAAUUCUUGUGUAAUCAUAAAACUAAGUAGCUUUAGAGUGUAACCUUGUCAUCUAGAAACUUUUUCCUGAAUAUACUGACUCAUCUGGAUAACCGGACAAAAAGGUAUGUUUUACAUACUAUGCAUAUUAUGAAUUUUUACAGUUAGGUGAAUUGAUACCAUAACAAGCUGCUACAUGUCAGAAAUAAUUAGUCAUGCUAAGUAUUACAUAGAGGAUAUUUCAUAGUAGUUGACACAAACACUGUUUAUCAUCAAGUAGUGUUAUUAUUCUUUUUUAUCAGUGGCAUAAAGCCACACAUGAAAACAAUGAUUGCAACCAUUUUAAAAUAUGAAAUAAACAGUUAUGUGACCUGAAAAUAUAGUUUGAGAAAAGUGUUUCAUAUUGAUAACGACAGUAAUGAGGUAUUUUUUAUCAUUUUAUAUAUUUAUGCUUAAAAAAAAAAAAAAUUCUCUCUUUUUUUAAUUAACGUGUAAAUUUUGGAGAGUUAGCAGCCUAGUAAAUGAAGUUAGGAGCAAGGAGAAAUCAUUGAAGUACAAUCUCGUCACCCCCUCAUCAGUACUACUUGUCUUGUGGUUAAAGCAUUCGCUCGUCACGCUGAAGACCCAGGUUCGAUUCCCCACAUGGGUACAAUGUGUGAAGCCCAUUUCUGGUGACCUCCAUCAUGAUGUUGCUGGAAUAUUGCUAAAAGUGGCGUACAAUUAAACCGAAUCACAAUAAAAACUCAUGAAAAUCGAGGUUAGAGUUGGUCUUCAGCAACCCAUGCUUGUUGUAACCAGCAACUAAUGGGAUCGGGUGGUCAGGCUCGCUCUCUUGGUUAGAAUGAUUAGAUUGAUGCUCUUGAUGGUAAUCACUGGAUUGUAUGGUCAGGACUUGAUUAUUCACAUACUGCUGCCAUAUAGCUUUAAUUCUACUGAGUGCAGCAUUAUACAACAAACAAACAAAAAGUACUUAAACCUCUUGUAUAUGUAUUCAGUCGUUGGUUUUUUUUGUGUGUAUUUGGUGUUUGAUGAGGUUAUGGUAAGGUCAUAUUUUUUAUUUAUUAAAUAUUGAUCAUGUUGAUUUCCAAGCAACAUGCCAUCAGUUUCGAAAGAUGUACAAAUUGUGGCCUUUUUGGUGAUUGGUAUUUUUACAUUGCAGUAAGUUGCAAUUUUUUUCAAGCAUACAUUUGUUUCAAUAAAAGCAUUUGGGUAAGAUUCACUACAGUGAAGGCUAAGAAGGGUUGUUAAGAAUAAGAUUAGUUACUAUGGCUACAUUGGGAGACUAAACUAUGGACUUUGAGAAUGUCUGUUCCAGUUACACUUCAUAUGGGCUGAUUACCUUUUUCUGAAUGGGCAUUUGUAUUAUAUUUGCAAAAGAAAACAAUAUUGAUAACUAAUUUCUUCUUCUGUAGACAAGUCACACAACAAAAUUUUAUGGUGAUUAGGUCAGACCAAUUUUAUUUCUCGUUUUACAGAUUUCUGUCCCCCCAAAAUCUAAAGGCAGGAGGGAAUGAAAAUGAAAAUGAAAAUCACCAGUGAAAGUAAUAUUCCCUUUAAAUACUAAAAGUAUUUUACUUUUGGCAAUAUAAAAAGUGUAUAUGGGGCAAAAAACAAUCUAAAAACAUUUUCUUGCACGUUUUCAUUUUUGGCCAAUAAAAAUAUAUACCGUAAAAACAAUUUUUGAGCGGGAAACUUAAUUUUCAUUUUUUUUCUUAUUCUUGAAAAUAUAUGACCGGCGGAUCCGUAAAACAAUAAAUAAAGUUGGUGUGGCCUUAGUGAUAAAAAAACAACGACACCACAAAUAUGAUUUUAACAAAUCAGUCACAUUUUCGCUUCACUUCAAAUUAAAUUUUGUCAAUUGACACACAAAUUUGAAACAAUUACAUCCUUAACUCUUAUGAGCUAAAUUGAUACUUGAAAACCAAAUGUACUUCAUAAAAUAUGUUAAAUUUGGAUUAACACUUUCUCAAAAAGUGUAGAUUCUAGUACUUUUUUUAGAUUAAGUCCCAUACAAUUUGAAAAACUGUACUAGACUCUGUACUUCACUGAGAAAGUGUGAUCCCAAAUGUAACUUGUUACAUUUGAUCAUUUUCUAGGUGACAAUGUGUUUUCACAAUUGUACUCAGACUGAGAUUGGUGUCUGUUAUUUUUGUCAUUGUUUCUCGUUCUGAUGACUUGUAAGGUGGGAAGAAUGUUUUUGUAUUAUUUAUUUUCUUCACACCAAAUAUUUUAAGACAUCUGUGUUAUAUCUGUGGCUUGAUGUGAUUCGUAUGAAGCUUGACUGUUUGGAGGAUUAUGUGUGUAGUGUUCUCAAGUGUACAAAUGGGCGAUGGGGUAGCCUAGUGGUUAAAGUGUUCGCUGUCACGCUGAAGGCCCGGGUUAGAUUCCCCACAUGGGUACAAUGUUUGAAGCCCAUUUCUGGUGUCCUCCGCCGUGAUAUUGCUGGAAUAUUGCUAACAGCAGGGUAAAACCAUACUCACUCACUCACUCAGCACAAACAAAAUUACAAAGAACAAGUUUUUGUAAUCACUUGGGGAAAAUAAAAUCAUGUGAGACAUACUGGUCGUGAGACUGGGACUGAAAUCUGUGAAUUAAUUUCUGUGACCUUUUAUUUGUGGCUGUUUCUAAAGGAAAAUUGUGAAGUGGGAUUGUUUAUACAUGAAAUUAACGCAGAAGGGUUUGUUGUGAAAUUUGAAGAUAUCAGUAUAUAUAUUGUCCAUUUGUUUCUAAUGACGAAAGAGUGCUGUUAACCCAUUCUAAGUCACCUCUUGCCAAUUGAUGCAGAAUAUGUGGCAUUAUUUUGUGUUAUCAUCAAAACUGUUUUUGUGUAUUCAAAAUAUGUAUUUGCAUUUCGUUUCAGUUUUUCAUAUAACAUGCAUUUAAUUUGUCUGUUUUCACAACAAAACAUACUGAAUGAAUUUGAUCUAUUUGUCCCGUUUCCUCCAAGUUAUUUCCAGUUUGUUUCUGGUUGUAGUGUUUUGUAUUGCGUGUAGUUCAUGUCGGAACUGUAAACGACCAGUGCUCUUUAUGCCAGUUGCAUGUUUUGUUGUACUUGUUUAUUUUUUCACUAUGUAUAUUUUGCAUAUCAUUUUGUGUAUAAAAAUGUUGGAAUUGAGUGAAAAUGUGACAACAUCCUGGAA